Messenger RNA from Puntigrus tetrazona (Sumatra barb), 888 nucleotides. RefSeq lists its product as uncharacterized. The transcript is spliced from 2 exons. Lineage: Eukaryota; Metazoa; Chordata; Actinopteri; Cypriniformes; Cyprinidae. The coding region runs from base 1 to 888 and encodes 295 amino acids. The record is from RefSeq and is a predicted model, not a curated record.
AUGUUAGAAAGUGUUGCAACCAGCAACCUCCUACCCAAGGCCGCACUAAAGCAUCAGACCCAGGAACAGCUGGAUGACAACCUAACAAGUCUAAUGAAACAGGACCCAAGCCAAGGCUACAACCACAAAGAGCUAGCAAAGAUCACCUGCUCCCUAAGUCACACCCUCAUCGCUACCCUCAAACUGAGUGACAGGCACGCCGCCGAUCUCCGACAGGAGAUGACAUGCGCACAGCGACGCAUCAAACAGCUGGAACUGGAGGCUCAGGAACAACAGGAAAAGCUGGAUGAGGAGGGAAAGGACCCAGAGGAGAUCACCAUGCUCAAAGACUUGCUAGCAGCUUCUACACAAGAGGUGAAACAAACCAAAAGAGACUAUGACAAUGCUGCCUACAACCUCCAGUACGCAGAACAGCUACUGGAGAAGGCAAAGACUGACAUUAGAGACAAGGCUGGCAGAAUCAAAGCCCUCGAAACUCACUUGAAUGAGAUAAGCCGCCUAGAACAACAGCUGGACUACGUCAAAGAGGAAUCUGACAGUGUCAAGGAGGAACUCAGACAUGCCUUCGACCUGCGCGCUGAGCCACCGAGGACACGAGAGGCACCAAAGUCACCCCUGCCAAGUAGGACCGGGUCUCCUGUUCUUGUACAGGCACGUGAACAAAGGGGGAAAGAGGCGAUGCUGAAACACUCACCAGCUCCCUCUGAAGAGACAUACCUCGCGAGAAGGCCAAGAGAAACGGACCCAGCCAGCCAAAGAGCAUCACACAGCCUGGACCUAAAAGACCUCGACAAGAUCGCCAGGAACAUCAAGUUCACCCCAGGUGCGCCAAGUAGUCCAGACGUUCAAACCCUAUCUACAGGACGUCCGAAUUCCAUCUGGAAGUAA